Aureobasidium vineae is the source of this 2388-nucleotide messenger RNA. Lineage: Eukaryota; Fungi; Ascomycota; Dothideomycetes; Dothideales; Saccotheciaceae. The record is from the annotation of a GenBank genome assembly.
CCGGCUAGUCAUGCACCCCGGCAAUGGCUAUGCUCAAGAGCAUGCCAGGACUCGUCCGCCCUGUUAUCAGUCCUGUCAAGGUCCACCCUUGCGCCAGCUAGACACAGUCGCCUNCUUGACCACACGAGCCAAACAACCGCUAUCGCUACCCUCACAUUCCCUCGGCCUCUCGUGCGCCCGCUUGACACCCCUGUCACGCCCGUCAUUACAUUCUUCCACCCAAUCUGCCAUAGCAUUGGCCUUACGACGCCCAUUNNCACUCGCUCUGCCAUCGUCGCAAAGUCUCAAGAGGCCGCUCGCUCAUAUCGAGAUGAGAUCAAGCACCAACAAGAUCCCGACGACGACGAUGCCGCCGACGACCAAUCUUUCAAGCCUACCGAAAAGGCAAAGAGUGCUGCUCAGCUGAACCUGUCGGCGAAGCUGAGCAAAGACGGUACCGGAAAGACGGGCGGUCAAAAUGAGAUUUGGAGAUUGCUCAAGAUUGCCCGUCCCGAACUCAAGGUCCUCUCCUGGGCCUUCCUCUUCCUGCUCGUUUCGUCAUCCAUCUCAAUGUCUCUACCCUUUUCCAUUGGUAAGAUUCUGGAUGCUGCUACUAAGCCUGCCGAAGAUGGAGGCGCCGACCUCCUCUUCGGCAUGACCAUGCCUGUCUUCUAUAUUGCUCUAGGUACCGUUCUGUCCAUCGGUGCUGCUGCCAACUAUGGUCGCAUCAUUAUCUUGCGCAUCGUUGGUGAACGUAUCGUUACCAGACUGCGCUCUCAGCUUUUCAGACGUACUUUUAUCCAAAACGCAGAAUUCUUUGAUGCCAACCGAGUAGGUGACCUGAUUUCACGUCUCGGUUCAGACACCAUAAUCGUCGGAAAGAGUAUCACCCAGAACGUCUCUGAUGGUCUACGAUCCCUGGUCUCAGCUGUCGCUGGUUUCGGACUCAUGGGCUACGUCAGUCUCAAGUUGACCGGUAUUCUGGCCCUCAUGUUCCCUCCUGUCGCCAUCGGAGCUUUCUUCUACGGUCGCACCAUUCGCACUCUUUCAAGACGUAUACAAAGAAAUCUCGGAACCUUGACCAAGAUUGCCGAAGAGCGUCUAGGAAACGUCCGCACUUCACAAGCAUUUGCUGGUGAGCAACAGGAAGUGCACCGCUACAACACUCAGGUCCGCAAGAUUUUCGAUCUCGGCAAGAAGGAAGCCCUUAUCAGCGCCGUGUUCUUCAGUUCUUCGGGCUUCAUGGGCAAUAUGACUUUCCUGGCUCUUCUGUAUUUCGGAGGUGGCAUGGUCAAGACUGGAGCUAUCAGUGUUGGUGACCUGUCCAGUUUCCUCAUGUACACAGCAUACGCUGGCUCAUCGCUGUUUGGUCUCUCAGGGUUCUACUCGGAAUUGAUGAAGGGUGUGGGAGCCGCCUCGCGUCUGUUUGAGCUACAAGACCGCGAACCCACAAUCAGCCCUACCAAGGGUGAACCUGUGAAGAGUGCUAGAGGCGACAUUGUCUUCAAGAACGUCAACUUCGCCUAUCCCACCCGUCCUGCCGUCCCCAUCUUCAAUGAGUUGGACUUCACCAUCAAGCAAGGCACUAACGUUGCAAUUGUUGCCCCAUCAGGUGCUGGUAAGUCUACCGUGGCUAGUCUGAUCAUGCGCUUCUACACACCAGCCGCCGGGUACGUUCUUAUCGGAGGACGUGAUGUGACUACCAUGAACGCCAAGCAGUUGAGAAGGAAGAUUGGCUAUGUCGGACAAGAGCCUGUCCUCUUUUCAGGCACCGUCGCUGAGAAUAUUGCCUAUGGCCGUCCUCUAGCGACUCGCGCCGAGAUCAUUGCUGCAGCGCGCCAGGCGAACUGCCAGUUCAUCUCCGACUUCGGCCUCGAAACACAUGUUGGCGCAAGAGGCACACAACUUUCUGGUGGUCAGAAGCAGAGACUAGCAAUCGCCCGCGCCUUGCUUAAGAACCCAGACAUUCUGAUCCUCGACGAAGCAACCAGUGCAUUGGAUGCUGAAUCAGAGACUCUGGUCAACCAAGCCCUGAACACUCUCCUUGCAGGCAACAACACCACAAUUUCUAUCGCUCACCGCUUGUCAACCAUCAAACGCUCCGACAUGAUCAUCUGCAUAGGCAAUGACGGCAAAGUAGCAGAGACCGGAACGUACAACGAACUCAGCAAGAAAAAAGAAGGCGCAUUCAGCAAACUCAUGGAAUGGCAAAUGUCCGGCAAUGAAGCAGCCAGAUCUCGUCCUCACGGCCCAAAGAUCGGCGAAGAGGAGGAAAUCGAGCAUGAUCUCGCAGACAACGAUUCUGCCGAAGGUCAAGAGCAGAUGCAAGAGCAAGGUACAAAGUACAGGGGUGAGGACAUCACUGCUGGAGAAGCCGUUGCUGAGAGAACGCCAAAGAGCACGGGGAGG